Molecule: messenger RNA, 5157 nt
Organism: Pelodiscus sinensis (Chinese soft-shelled turtle)
Lineage: Eukaryota; Metazoa; Chordata; Testudines; Trionychidae
Gene: GPR149
Product: G protein-coupled receptor 149
Biological process (GO): neuropeptide signaling pathway
Cellular component (GO): neuron projection; plasma membrane
Molecular function (GO): neuropeptide binding; G protein-coupled receptor activity
Source: RefSeq, a predicted model, not a curated record
CCCAUUCUGCUAUCCUGCUUGGAUCUGACUCCUCCCUCCUGCAGCUCUGUACAGUGAAGGCUGAAUCCAAGAGCUUCUCAUUCUUUACUAUGUUUCUUCCUGAACCAGUAGGUCUUGAGUAUACCUGCCUUCAUUUCAACUGAACUCUCGAGUAAAGCAUAUUGUCUGCUAUCUGUCAAUAGCGAUAUUUUAUUAACUUAAUCAUCCUCUUGCACUGGGAAGGAUUAUAAAGAACCAGCUCAAACUCCAAAGUGUUUUAAGGAGGAAUUGCUUUUUUGUCAUCAUCGUCUGCUCUUUGGUACUUGUGUUAAUGUUUCCCUUGAUGGAGCCUGCUUUGUGCAUAUGAAUUAUCCUGGAGGUAGAGGAGACACACAGCUGAAUGUAUCCCGAUCAAGUGUCAAAAAGGACAACAAAGAGGAAACUUGCUAUGUGGAGCGGUUAUGAUUCAUCUGAUGAAAACUUGCAGAGCCGGUGAGAAGGCAAAAUAAAAUCCCUAACAACUAUGUCAGUAACACCUAGUCUUUUCCCCCUGAAUGGGACCAGUCUCUCUACUGAAAAUCAUGGCAUUAUGGAUAUACCCAAAGGACAAAGAACUUUGAAUAUCUUUCUUUUUUGCUUGACGUUUAUAAUUACACUCAUUACUCUGCUGGGCAGCAUUUAUUCACUGGUUUCCUUACUGAAAAUUCAAAACAAAACCACACUUUCAAUGAUUGUGACUUCUUUGUCUGUGGAUGAUUUGAUAAGUGUAGUGCCAGUGACUAUCUUUAUGUUCAUGCAGUGGUCAAAUGAGACGCUCCCCCAGCCUCUAUGCACCACAUCAGCCCUGCUUUAUCUAUUUCAGGGCAUUUCUAGCAAUCUGAAAGGUACUCUUAUAGUUUCUUACAACUUCUACGCGAUCAAUAAAACUGUGAUGUGGACUCAGUGGAUCUCCAAGCGGACAGUGAGCAUGAUAUGGGCCAUUCUCACGAUCUGGAUUGUCAGCUUGCUGGUGUGCAUUUUGCCUCUCUGUGGUUGGGGCACCUAUGUCCCCACCUCCUGGGGUUGCCUCACUGACUGGACCAGUUCCUAUGUCCUGUUUUUAUUCAUUGUCUACUCACUGUGCUUCUGCCUUCUCACCGUGCUUUCUGUCCCUUUGACUUACCAGCUGCUGUGCUCAGAUGAGCAACAGCAUCUUUAUGUCGAUUACCAGGAAAUCACCCGAGGCUAUUUCACCCCUGGGACGCCCCCAGUCUGUAGCACCACCCCAUCCCUUUCUCUCGAGGACCCUGUGGAUAAAACCCUGAAGCAUUUCCGAAGUGCCUGUCCCAGCUCGGAGAUAGUUUUCAGGCAAAGCCCAGCUGAGAGCUGUGGGCUGGACCCCCAUUGCACAAACAGUGCACAGAGCAGGAGCUGCACUGUGGAGUUUGCUCAGAAACGAUUCUCACUGAUUCUUGCACUGACAAAAGUCAUUCUCUGGCUCCCGAUGAUGAUACAGAUGGCUGUCCAGCACAUAGUUGGUUUUCAAAGCCUUUCCUUUGAGACUUUCAGUUUUCUGCUGACUUUACUAGCUACCACGGUCACCCCUGUGUUUGUUUUAUCAGAACACUGGAUCCACCUGCCUUGUGGUUGUAUCAUUAACUGCAGAAGAAAUGCAUAUACCAUUUCUUCAGAAGAAAGGAAAACAAAAAGGAGGGGGUUUGAAUUCAAUCUGUCAUUUCAACAAGGUUAUGGAAUCUACAAAAUAUCCCAUGAAAACCAAAACCACCUCCAUGAUGAUGAUGAUGAUGAUAACUCUAUAUCAUAUCACAACCUGAUGAACUAUGACUGUGACAACACAAAAGAAUCUCAGAAAGAUAGCAGCAAAAUCCUUAAAUCAGCCAAAAUUGAGUUCAGCACCAUACCCAUAGAGGAUAGCUCCAUGUUUAAAGAUUUCAACAAGGGCAAAAGCAUGGAGACAGAACAAGAACUUGGCAAGGACAAAAGCAUGGAGUAUCUUCUUUCUGACAAAAUGGGGCCCUUUAAAAGAGAGGAGGUCAGAAACUUUGACAAAUCCACAUUUUUUGAAGCACAGGAAAGAAGACUGUCUCAUGAGGAGAGCCGCAAACCGGAACUCUCAGAUUGGGAAUGGUGCAGGAGCAAAUCUGAAAGGACCCCUCGUCAGCGCUCAGGUGGGGCCUUAGCUAUUCCAUUAUGUGCAUUUCAAGGGACUGUAUCUCUCCAUGCACCCACGGGGAAAACUCUCUCCUUAUCUACCUAUGAGGUAAGCACUGAAGGGCAAAAAAUAACACCCACAUCAAAGAAAAUUGAAGUAUAUCGAUCCAAGAGUGUUGGUCAUGAGCCAAACCCUGAGGACUCUCCUACCACACUUGCAGACACAAAUGUUAAAAUUCAUUUGGAAGUGCUUGAAAUUUGCGACAAUGAAGAGGCCAUGGAUACUGUAUCAAUCAUCAGUAAUAUCAGCCAGUCCUCCACCCAGGUCAGGUCCCCGUCCUUGCGUUAUUCUCGGAAAGAAAACAGGUUUGUUUCUUGUGAUUUAGGAGAAACUGCUUCCUACUCUCUUUUUAUACCAUCAAACAAUCCUGACAGCGAUAUUAACAUAUCAAUUCCAGAUACCGUUGAAGCUCAUAGGCAGAAUAGUAAAAAGCAGCAUAUGGAAAGAGAUGGUUAUCAGGAAGAAAUACAAUUGUUAAAUAAAGCAUACAGAAAAAGGGAAGAAGAUGGCAACAGCAAUUAAAAGACACUUAGUGUAGUAAAUCUGAUUUGACUGACACGCCUCCUCUGACUCAACUGAUCUAUCAAACACAAUGACUUUUCUCUUCUGUAACAUAAUUUUAUUUUGGUUUGGCUAUGCCAAUAAGCAGGUUUUUAAAAAUGUAUGGAUGGGAAACAUCAGACAAUUAAUUGCUUUUAUAGUGUUGAUUGCAGAAUUAUAACACUGGUGAUUGUUCUUGUGUUUUGGUUUUGUUACUAUAAUUUCUAAAACUUUUUCUGAAUAGAUGCUUAGAAAUUGCUUUGGUUGCUUGUUAGUACUGGGAAAUCUACCUAUGGAAACUUGAGAAAACUGAAUUAUCAAACCAUUCACAUCCAAGGAAAGAUUCUUAAGGUUUUUGACCUUUUGUCACAAUUCUGCUAUGAGUCCAGUGCCUGAAGUAUUGAUCAGAAAAAAAAAUAGCUAACGCCAGAAGAUGAAUAUAGGGUUUGGUUAAAUACAGGAUUAAAAGAGGCCUCAGUGCUUUUCAGUUUCCACUGUUGUGUACACAAUUCCUACGUACCACAUAAAUAAUUAACUGUUAUAAUAUCAACAUUGAAUCCGGGUAGCUGGAAUGUAAGCAUGCACAUUCUGUAAAUAUGGUAACGUAUUUCCACAAAGUUCUAACUGCUCAACAUUCCUUUCACAAGUGUAUUAAUGUUCAGUUUACUAAUCCCAUGGAAUCUAAGGAACCCCCUUGCUGCCUCCACCAUCUCUCCCCAUGUAAGAAAAAGAAACUUUCCAAUCUUACAGGGUGUCCAUACUUGAUUCAAACAAAAGUCAUGUUGGCAACAUACCAGGGGACACAUCAUCAUGCUUCAUUUGCAUCAAAUUCAGUGGCCUUAAUCUUUAAAGGUUACCAAGGCCAGAGUCACACCCAUGCAAGUAAUCACUUAGACAGUGUAAGUGACAUGCACCCCACCUCUUCAGAGGCUGCCAGGGAGGGUGUGAUGCAUGGAACAACCCUCAGAGAUGCCCUAACUUGCACCUGUGUUACAAUAGUCCUUACAGGCCAUUGCAGGGUUACACUAUGACUGAGGUAAAAGUCUGUCCCAGCUACACAUCCUCCUUCAAGGGCUAUGUUAUCUCUUUCCUCCACGGCCUGCCCAAAAAGGCUGAGAAGGAGGAGCCUGCUGCAGAGCUGAUAGAACCAGAAGGGUGGGAUUACACUUGUUCUUUGACACUGUUGUAUCAAUCUAGCAAAGGCCUGUAGAAAAAUGAUGCAUCAAGCUCUUGGGUUUAGCUGAAAGAGAGUUGGUAGGGUACAUUUGCACAGUAUAUGUGAUGCCCUAAUACUUUGUAGAGUUAUAAUGAUCCCACAUUUUUCAGAAGUGAAGUCUAGAGAAGACCUAAAAUUCUAAGAGUUGGGGAAAAUGAGCCGAAACUCUUUCAGACUGUCAUUAGAGACCAUAAAGAAGUAAAACAAACCCCAGACCUACUUCAUUUUUCUUUGCAGUUAACCCACAGUAUGGAGGUGUGAACAGCAAUGACCUGGUUCCUCUCUCAUUUACACCAGUGUAAAGCAGAAAUAAUGCCAUUGAAAUAAUGGGGGUUGCACUGGUGUUUAUCUGAAGAGAAUCAGGCCCAAAGCAGUAUAUAAACUGAUGAAGAAAGACCAUGCUGGGCUAGGAGUUGUGGUUUAAUGUGCUACCUUUUCAUACUGAAAUGGAGGGUGGCAGUGCUUUUUUUUGGGUAAAAAAAAAAAAAGUGCCGGUACUCCAGAGGAAAAGUUGUUGAGCUCUGACUGGAGGUGCUGGUACUGCGUACCGGGCUGUACUGUCACAAAAAAAGCACUGGAGGGUGAUAACACUCCAGCUGCGUCUUCAUUUCAGAUUUAACUAGAAACAAGAUUGUAAGAACAAUCCAUUCUAAGCUCUAUUCCAUAAAUGUAUUUACUUAUAAAUUAGAAACUGGCACCCUGCCAUUUUUUCAGUUCCUGCUUGCUGCUGUUUUGCACAGAAAGCAGCCAGUAGGAGGGCAGUGUAGGAACACAAAGCUUGGUACAAUAUGACCUUCUCAUUCAAUUCCAGUCUCAAACACCAACUCACAGGAUUAUAAACAUAUCUUGCUGGAUACAAGAAGAAGACACAACAUGCUUUAAAUUUGGAAUGUUUGGCUCAAAAAUGAGGCAGCAGCCUUUCUCAUGGCCUUUUUCAGCACAGGAAAAAAUCCCAACUAUGUUUACACAUAUGCUUUUCUCAGUGCAGUGAUGUAUUAAUCUAUAGACAACAUCACUCCAGGCCCAGGACAAGAGGAAAUGAGGGGUGAAAUCCAGAUACCAAGGCUACGUCUACACUUCAAAUUUUUUGUGCAAAAACUCACUACAAGCGAAUUUUUGCACAAGAAAAAGUACAGUAGAUCGUCAGAAGACAGGGCUUUUUGUGCAAGAGUUAUUCCUCUUUGAGGAAUAUGCCUUUCUGCGCAAGAAA